Lactuca virosa is the source of this 237-nucleotide messenger RNA. NCBI's taxonomy places the organism in Eukaryota, Viridiplantae, Streptophyta, Magnoliopsida, Asterales, Asteraceae. The record is from the annotation of a GenBank genome assembly.
AUGUUUGCCCAUUUUCUUUUGUUUUCGCAUACCCCGUGCCGCCCAGCCUCAUCGCACAUUUUUCCUGCAGGAACAAGUUGUAGGUUUGUGUUUGUCAUCUCGCUGCUAUUGAUCUCCACUAUCGACCACGAGUACGGAAUUCAGGAAGGGUAUCAAGCAGCCGUAGCGUUUCCUUCGAGCUCUUCAACCUCUUCUCUUGCAAAACCUAACAAGGCUUUGAAGAAAAAAGUGGACUAA